Rattus norvegicus (Norway rat) is the source of this 1402-nucleotide messenger RNA. RefSeq names its product hyaluronidase 3 (gene Hyal3). NCBI's taxonomy places the organism in Eukaryota, Metazoa, Chordata, Mammalia, Rodentia, Muridae. The transcript has 4 exons. Gene Ontology annotation, biological process: hyaluronan catabolic process; carbohydrate metabolic process. Gene Ontology annotation, cellular component: endoplasmic reticulum; acrosomal vesicle; early endosome. The record is from RefSeq and is marked provisional. Bases 137 to 1375 code for a protein of 412 amino acids. Gene Ontology annotation, molecular function: hexosaminidase activity.
CGAGUCCUCCGUACUGCUGGGACCAGCGUAGGCAGACCGAAGAGUUGGAGCCAGAGACAGCGAGUUAACCAACCGUGCGCAGGCAGGACGCGGAGCAUCUUGGAACUCGACUUGAACAUGUUCCCAUCUCUGUGGCAUGAUCACGCAGCUAGGCCUAACCCUGGUGGUGGGGUUAACCCUAUGCUUGGUACACGUCCAGGCUUUGCUGCAGGUUCCUGAGCUUCCCUUUUCUGUGCUGUGGAAUGUACCCUCAGCAAGAUGUAAGACCCGCUUUGGUGUGCAUCUGCCUCUCGAUGCUCUUGGCAUCAUAGCCAACCAUGGCCAGCGUUUUCAUGGCCAAAACAUCACCAUCUUCUAUAAGAACCAGUUCGGUCUUUAUCCUUACUUUGGACCUAGAGGCACAGCCCACAAUGGGGGAAUCCCUCAGGCUGUGUCCCUAGACCACCACUUGGCACAAGCUGCCCACCAGAUCCUCCACAACCUAGGAUCUAGCUUUGCUGGCUUGGCAGUGCUGGACUGGGAAGAAUGGUACCCACUCUGGGCUGGGAACUGGGGCACCCAUCGACAAGUCUACCAGGCAGCCUCCUGGGCUUGGGCACAGCAGAUGUUCCCUGACUUGAACCCUCAGGAACAGCUCCACAAAGCCCAAACUGGCUUUGAGCAGGCUGCCCGUGCACUGAUGGAACACACACUGCGGCUGGGCCAGAUGCUUCGCCCACAUGGGCUCUGGGGCUUUUAUCGAUACCCAGUCUGUGGCAAUGGCUGGCAUAAUAUGGCUUCCAACUACACAGGCCACUGCCAUCCAGCCAUCAUUACCCGAAACACCCAGCUGCGUUGGCUCUGGGCUGCCUCCAGUGCUCUCUUCCCUAGCAUCUACCUCCCACCCAGACUUCCACCUGCCUACCAUCAGACCUUUGUACGACACCGCCUGGAGGAGGCCUUCCGUGUAGCCCUCACUGGGCAUGCCCAUCCCCUACCUGUUCUGGCUUAUGUUCGCCUCACACACCGGAGCUCUGGGAGAUUCUUGUCUCUGGAUGACCUAAUGCAGACUAUUGGUGUGAGUGCAGCACUGGGAGCAGCUGGCGUAGUGCUCUGGGGGGACCUGAGUGUUUCUAGCUCUGAGGAAGAGUGCUGGCGUCUCCAUGACUACCUAGUGGGCACUUUAGGCCCCUAUGUGAUCAACGUGACCAAGGCUGCCACAGCCUGCAGUCACCAGCGAUGCCAUGGCCACGGUCGCUGUUCCUGGAAAGACCCAGGACAAAUGGAAGCCUUUCUACAUCUGCAGCCAGAUGACAAUCUUGGAGCUUGGAAGUCCUUCAGAUGCCGUUGUUACUUGGGCUGGUCUGGCCCUACCUGCCUGGAGCCUAAACCCUGAGCCCAAGAAAACAACAUGGAUUCAGGA